Molecule: messenger RNA, 4822 nt
Organism: Epinephelus moara (kelp grouper)
Lineage: Eukaryota; Metazoa; Chordata; Actinopteri; Perciformes; Serranidae
Gene: gtpbp1l
Product: GTP binding protein 1, like
Exons: 15
Coding region: 72-2096 (674 amino acids)
Biological process (GO): translational elongation
Molecular function (GO): GTP binding; GTPase activity; translation elongation factor activity
Source: RefSeq, a predicted model, not a curated record
AGCCCACAGAAAUCGAAGCUAGCCCGAAUAAACAACUAAGUUAGCUUGUCAGCUAGUUAGCAACUUCUGAAAUGGCGUCGUUAACGGCGACAGAAACAGCGAUAUGCCCGGGUGCAAUACCGGCAGCAGAGUCCAUAGUGCCAGCUUGUAUGUUCGCACCGGACCGAGGAUGUGCCGACGAUCCAUCCCACGGAGAGGGCUUUGAAGACGGCGAGGGCACAAACGGCGAGUCCGCGGAUCAUUUAGAUUUAAGCAGCAAGCUGGUCCUAGUGAGUCCAACAGCGCAACAGUAUGAUUCAUUACUACGACACCUGAGGGAGCAGAUAGAUGAGGGCUGUGGAGAGACAAUCUAUGUUGUUGGGAUGGGCUCAGAUGGAGGUGACUAUGGUCUGGAUGAGAAGGACAUGGAGGCGUCUGUAGCCACAGUGCAGUCGCUGUGUGAACAGAUCGAAGCUGACCUAAUCUUGCUGAGAGAGAGGGCAGACACUGGUGGAAAGAUUCGGGACUACCUCAUCCGCCGGCGUGUUGGUGAGCAGGAUUUCCUGGAAGUCAGAGUGGCGGUGGUAGGGAACGUGGACGCGGGGAAGAGCACUCUGCUGGGGGUCUUGACCCAUGGUGAGCUGGACAAUGGCAGAGGCUUUGCUCGCCAGAAGCUCUUUAGACACAAACAUGAAAUGGAGAGUGGCAGGACCAGCAGUGUGGGCAAUGAUAUCCUGGGUUUUGACCAGGAGGGACAGGUGGUGAACAAGCCAGACAGCCACGGUGGCGGCCUAGACUGGACCAAGAUCUGUGAGAAAUCCUCAAAAGUCAUCACCUUCAUCGACCUGGCUGGUCAUGAGAAGUACCUCAAGACUACUGUCUUUGGCAUGACAGGACACCUGCCUGACUUUUGCAUGCUCAUGGUUGGCAGUAACGCCGGCAUCGUUGGCAUGACGAAAGAGCAUCUGGGUCUGGCUCUGGCCCUCAAUGUGCCAGUGUUUGUAGUGGUUACCAAGAUAGACAUGUGUCCAGCCAACAUCCUGCAAGAGACGCUAAAAUUAUUGCAGAGGUUAUUAAAGUCACCAGGCUGCAGGAAAAUCCCCGUGCUGGUCCAGAACAAGGAUGAUGUCAUCGUCACAGCCUCCAACUUCAGCUCUGAGAGGAUGUGUCCAAUUUUUCAGAUAUCAAAUGUGACGGGGGAGAACAUGGACCUGCUGAAGAUGUUCCUCAACCUCCUCUCCUCUAGGACCAACUUCAGCAACGAUGAGCCUGCUGAGUUCCAGAUAGACGACACAUACUCAGUACCGGGUGUGGGCACAGUAGUUUCAGGGACUACGUUACGUGGAAUGAUUCGACUCAACGACACGCUGCUCUUAGGCCCGGACCCACUGGGCACCUUUAUCCCCAUCGCUGUUAAAUCCAUCCACCGCAAGAGGAUGCCUGUCAAAGAGGUUCGCGGUGGACAGACGGCGUCCUUUGCCCUCAAAAAGAUCAAACGGUCAUCUAUAAGGAAAGGCAUGGUGAUGGUUUCCCCGAAGUUGAUGCCACAGGCCACCUGGGAGUUUGAGGCUGAGAUUUUGGUCCUACACCACCCCACCACGAUAUCCCCAAGAUACCAGGCCAUGGUGCACUGUGGCAGCAUCAGGCAGACAGCCACCAUCCUGUCCAUGAACAAAGACUGUCUGCGGACAGGGGACAAGGCCACAGUCCACUUCCGCUUCAUUAAGACUCCCGAGUACCUGCACUGUGACCACAAACUGGUGUUUAGGGAAGGACGCACCAAAGCUGUGGGCACCAUCACCAAGCUUCUCCAAGCAGUGAACACCCAGGCAGCUAAGGCCCAGCAGUCCAAGAUGCAGGCCAGUAAGAAGAGUUUUAAGGAUGGCACAGCAGCCAGCGAGGACGGUGGAUCAUCGGCACGGCCGCCUAGUCCGAACACAGCACAGCUACCAACAGUGGCAGAGGAGGAGGCUCUAUGUAAAGACGGCAACAAAGAGAACAAGCUCAAGUCGGGAGGUGGAGGACGCAGGAGAGGUGGUCAGAGACAUCGAGGGAAAGGCCCGAACGCUGCAACAAUCACUACAGCAGUGCCUGCAGGAGCAGCAGGCACAGCCUAAAAACACAACCUAUCAUCUCUCCUCAUCUCCUUUACACGGCGGGGAAAGUGACUGCAUGGCCCUCAGGUGGCUGCGUUCAAAGACUGAAUACAUGUGUUUCUAAUAUAAAACAACAAUUUGACAAAUUUCAUCAUGAGAGUGAAUAAUUUUCCACAUUGAGUCAAUUGAAAGCUUUAUUCGUGGGCUGCUGAGGAUGGUAACAAGGUGUUAUUUAGUUUGGGUUUUACUGCAGUUAUCGGCAAUUUGUAGAUUACAUUAUAUAACCUUUUCUGUUUUAAUACAUUUUGGGGGUGUACAUCGUGUUUGUAGUUCAUCAGAACUUCUUUUAUAGCAUUAACUGUUUUUCCCAGCCAGCAGAGGCAUCAGUCACUUCCCCUGCCUAAACUGUCUCCACCCUCCAUCAACAUUUUUUUCAGUUGCUCAUUUUCUUUUCCCCAUUCUUCAUCCUGUGUUCAACUCCACCUAACUUUCAUUAAUGCAUCUUUUUUGGACGGCACCAGAGUUGGAGUCUACCUGAGGAAGUAGACUCUGUUCAGUAGUUAAAAACAGUGUUUUCUUUGACAAAGCUUCUUGUCAUUGAAACUGGCAGUUUGAAUUCAUGUUGGGAAUUGACUGAACUGAAAGGGAAUUGAUGCCAACAUUAGGUGUAUUCAUGUCCGUGACACAAAGCAGGAAAGAAAAGAAGUCUCACCAGCCAGAUGCUUGUUAAAUUUUGUAGUUCUGAUGUUUGUUUACCCUGCCAUUCUCUUGGGUGGUAGCUAAAAUUGUCCUUUGUAAAUUACUGUCUGAAGAUUUGCUUUCCUGGUGUGACAGUGCCGGGGUUUGGCAAAUUUUGUUGCCAGGCGACAGAGAAGUUAUUGUCCUAUCCUGGACCGCUAUAAUGCACUGUUCACCCUUUGUGAAACAUUUCGUCGUAGAUAAAGAGCAAAACAGUCUCUUAUCCAUUUUUAUCUUACAUGGCCCACUUUUAAUCCUGCCAUAGAAAGAUCAUUGUGUCAUCAUCCCUUUCUUUUUGAGCCAAUGUCAGCACUUUUACUAGAUCAAGUUCAUGCAGCCAGAAAAUAAGCCAGACAUGCUUUUUUCCCCCAAAGUAAUGUCAAGUGUCAAAGUGGCUUUGUCUUGUGUUAAAAGAAUAUUUCUAAAAAGCAAAAUGACCAUUUGUGUAUCAUAAAUUCGUGAAGAAAACUUUGUUUUUCCCCCAUGCCUCCAGGGUGAAUGGAGAAUCCAAAAAAAGAACAUUGCUCAUGAGUUGAGGUCAUUGGGAACCAACAACAGCAAAACUAUAUCAAAACAUCUGUUUACAAACUCCCACACAACUCGUGCAGUAAAAUCCAAGUUUCAUAGAUCCAGCCGUAUGCUCAGUACAUGCCAGACACGUGGCCUGAGCAUACAAGUGCGUAUGAGCUUGGCUUCAGCAGAGUUCAGACACAUGCACAUACCCGGGUGUGCUACACUAAUGUGCGUGAGACAGUUUGUACUGAUGUGUUUUAACUCGUGACAUUUUAGUGUAAAUAGCUGUGUUGGGGAAAUACUGAGCAUAUGACUGGAUUAAUGAGACUUUGAUUAUACUGCACGACUUGUGUGAGAGUUUGUAAAGAGAAGUUUUGAUAUUGUUUUGCUGUUGUUAAAUGAUGAAGAAGGUUCGCCUUUUUGCAUGCCUCCAUUAACCAUGGAGGCAUGCAAAAUACAAAGUUUCUUCUCAAAUUCAAGAUUACGUGAUAAUUUGAAUACGAAUGGUCAUUUAACAGGUGAAGAAUUCCUUAAAUAUGGCGCAAGUCCUUGUGAAGUAUAAGCACAAUUUCCUUCCAUUUUGAUGCAGUCAGAUUCUGAGCACCAAAAAUCCAGAAGCUGAUACUCUCAUGCACAGAAAUUACUCAUUCAGUAGUGGUGUUUCGCACCUUAAAUGUCAAAAAGCCAAGUAAGAACAUAUUUAAUUCAGUAGAAAUUAUGCCACUGUGACUUGACUCUCUGCACAUUAUCUCUUUGUACUCUGUAUGAAUCAGAAUGUGGCUGCCAAACACGUGUUUCAAAGCCUCAAGGGUCAAUUCCAAAUGUGUCUGACACAGGAAGUCAGUGUUUUUAUGUGACCUGAGAUAAAAUCUUUUUUGGAUCAGUGGCACCAAUAAUUACAGGUAUUUUAUACGAUUCAGUUCGGACUCUGUAGUAGUCAAUCCGCCAGAUAAACCUAUGUGACAGGAAGUGUGUGAUGUUUUUGUUAAGGUUCUAAACACACCGGUCAAUAGCAAAGUUAUUGCCAAGCAUCUCAGACUGUCUCUGAUAAGCUAACACUGAUCGACCAUUGAUCACCUUGAACUAACUAAAAACUAAGUAGAGUUGCCACGUGUUUUAUCAAGUUGUUGGAUGGUCCUCUUCUUAGCUCAGAGUUUAUAUUGAGCAGGUAGUUUUUGGGUGUCUCAAUUUAAGGGCUGUUUUGUCUCCCCAAAUCCCCAAUGUCCCCUUUCAUAUCUAUACUGAUUUCAUGCUGGUCAGUCUUGUCUGGGUCUUUUGGGACACUUAAUUUCCUAUUUCAUGAAGAUCACAAACGUACUGAACUGCCAGAAUGUUAGACCUUACCAAUUCUUUUGAAGGGACACAUUUUGUGUUUGCGUAUGUUCCAAAACACAAUGUUGUGCAGAAGAACUAAGGAUAAAAAAGAUGCCAUUUAAAUUAAGUGGUGCCAGUUUGUGUUGUAAAUCCUUUUAAAUAAAGAUGUUAUAGAAAACUGA